CAGCUGCUGGAGCUACAAAGGCUUUUUUCAUCUGCUGCCAGGAUGAGAGUGAUACAGCUUCCCAACCCAUCUAGGAUUCUGUGUUUUGCUUUCUAUAUUAUCUUCACCCUACUUCAGCAGGCUACCGCAGAAAGAGAACUGAAGUUUGUGGCUGUAGUUUUCCGACAUGGCGACAGAACGCCAAUUGUAAACUUUCCAACUGAUCUACACAAAGAAAGUGAAUGGCCCCAAGGUUUUGGACAACUUACCAAGACUGGAAUGCAGCAGCUGUAUGAACUUGGACAGUACGUGAGGAAGAGAUAUUCCAACUUUCUGAACAGCACAUACAACCGGAAAGAGUUUUAUAUCCAAAGUACAGAUUAUGAUCGCACCAUUAUGAGUGCCCAGUCAUACCUAUCUGGCCUCUUUCCACCAACUAGCAGCCAAAUUUGGAACCCUGAGCUUCUCUGGCAACCUAUUCCUGUUCAUAUUGUGCCAAAAGCAACAGACAGGAGGCUGCAUUUUCCUCUGAGUGAUUGUCCCCGUUUUGAUGAACUUCAGAAUGAAACCCAAACAUCUAGUGAAUUUCAAAGUAGAAUACAACCAUACAUGGAUUUUUUACAAACAAUGGCAGUUAACACAGGGCUUGAACUAAAUCAUCUUAAAAUACUUGACAAUUUCCAGCUCUGGAACACAUACGAUACAUUAUACUGUGAGGGUAUUCACAAUUACUCUCUCCCUGUAUGGGCCACCAAAGAUGUAGUGGACAAGAUGGAAAAACUGGCAGAGUUGUCAUUAUUAUCACUAUUUGGGGUUUAUAAAACAGAAGAGAAGUCACGACUACAAGGAGGUGUCCUUGUGAAUAUUAUUCUAAAUAGUUUUAAACAAGCUGCCAAUUCUUCAAGAGAAAGAAAAAUGGAGGUCUACUCUGCUCAUGACACCACAAUUGGGGCCCUCCAGAUCGCUCUCAAUAUUUUCAAUGGAAAACUGCCACCAUAUGCUGCUUGUCAGUUUUUUGAACUCUACCAAGAAAGCAGUGGGCAAUAUAGCAUUGAAAUGCAUUAUCGGAAUGACUCUUCAAAGGACCCUUACCUGCUCACUCUGCCAGGAUGCACCUCUUCUUGCCCACUUGAGAAGUUCACUGAAUUAGUUUCUCCUGUAAUUACGGAAAGCUGGUCAAAAGAAUGCGGGAAGAAAGACAAAACAAAAGAUAUUUUUAUCGGAUUUGAUGUUGCUGUUGGCUUGUUGUUCAUUUUUGACCUUAUACUGCUCUACCUCCUUUAUCAUUAUGGACGCUGCAGGCGCAGAAACAAUUACCAAGACAUUUAAAGGAGAGGCGAAGAAAUAGGAGAGAGAGCAGCUAGACAUCAGACAACUCUUAAGUUGCUCUGGUUUGUAUCCAUCAGUUUAGUCUGGCCGAAUUAAUCUCCAAAGCAUGUUCAAAAAACUUGAAGAGCUGAGGUAUCUGUGGCCUAGCUCCUAAAAGACUAAAUAUCUACAGUGAGAAACACUGUAGAAAUAUGUUUUACACUGCUAUUAAACAUUAUCAUAUCAAAUACUCGAGUGAAGGGAUACUAUUGCCUUUUUUUAAAUUUAUUUAUUGCUUACUACCCUUUAGACCUCUGCUUCUCUCUCACCCUGCUCAAGGAGCCUUUCCUGAAAAUCAUAGGCUGCAAUAUUUUUCUUACUUCUAUAAAUGGCUAUUUUGAUGAUACAUAGGAAAAUGUUUUCAGUGAACAGAAGCUGCAAGUACUGUGCGAGAAAUAUUCAUACCAGCAUUUUCACCCUGGCCUCCAGCUAAUAAAAGCCUGCAGCCUGUUCCUCAAAGGAGUUAUACUGCUACAGCUCUCACUGAAAUUUGUAGAAUGUAGUGGGGGCACUGUCACAUAGCCAGGCAUCAAGAAGCUUAAUGCAACAGGGUCUUGGUCAGUGCAUACAGAUCCAAUAAUACAUAGAGACAAAUAAUAUUUUCUGUAACAAUACUUCUUUCCUAUUUUUCUGAGCUCUCAUUCAUGGAUGACCCUUUGCCCUGCAUCUUUUCUUUGACACAUCUGUACUUUGUCUUGAUUCAGGUCCCUUCUAUAAUCUUAGUUCUUUGCGCCACUUCUUGAAUGAUUCCUCUGGCUAUCACUCUGUUAAUCAUUUUAACAUUUUAAUGCUUGCUUUACUCAAAAACAAAAUUAAAUAAAUAAAUAAAUAAACAAAACCUUGCUCAACUUCAAUUCAAAACACCUAUGUUCUCAAGAUAUCAGGACAUGCACUGGAAGAAAAAAAAUAAUACUAAUAAGGAUAAUUCAGCUUUUUGUAUGUUAAUCUCUUCUGUGAAAUAUGUUUUAUUUGUUUAGAUUGUAAGCUCCUAGGGGUAGGGAAUGUGUUUCUAUAAUUGUUCUCUAGUAUCAUGAACUAGUCUCAUAAGCACUGACGUUGUAUAAAAUACUGCUAAUCAUCAUAUCUUCUGAACCAACAUUUUUAUCCUGUAGUCCUGCAGAGGAUACUGUGACUUACAUUACUGUGGAGAAGCCUUUCAAAAAAUCAAGACACCUAUACAGACAGGUGCCAACAGCAAGCUCAGCCUGACAUACACAAUGAGCAAUCAUGUGCUCAAGCUGAUGAGUCCUAUUCAGGUACAGAAGCCUAGAAAAAGCUGAGAUGGAGCUGCUUAGCUCACACAUAGCAUCACACCAGUGUGGAUAUGCUGCUUUUGGACUGACUUUGACUCACGUCUGUGGGUUGCAAUUUGAAGCACGGGACCUUGGGUGAAGUACCUCUGAUCUACAGAGACCUGCCCUCAAUAUUACAGCAAUGGACACAUUUAAAAUGUGAUAUUGUUAGAUGUAUGGAUUUUAAAUAGCAAAAAUCAAGCAGAAAAGCAAAAACUUGUGGAAAUAAAGUACUUUCCAAGAAC
This is a messenger RNA of Oxyura jamaicensis (ruddy duck), 2884 nucleotides long. RefSeq names its product prostatic acid phosphatase-like. Gene Ontology annotation, cellular component: plasma membrane; lysosome. The coding region runs from base 43 to 1308 and encodes 421 amino acids. Lineage: Eukaryota; Metazoa; Chordata; Aves; Anseriformes; Anatidae. The transcript has 12 exons. The record is from RefSeq and is a predicted model, not a curated record. Gene Ontology annotation, biological process: lysosome organization; dephosphorylation. Gene Ontology annotation, molecular function: acid phosphatase activity.